Messenger RNA from Fusarium oxysporum Fo47, 762 nucleotides. Its product is annotated as bZIP transcription factor. Lineage: Eukaryota; Fungi; Ascomycota; Sordariomycetes; Hypocreales; Nectriaceae. Gene Ontology annotation, molecular function: DNA-binding transcription factor activity. Gene Ontology annotation, biological process: regulation of DNA-templated transcription. The coding region runs from base 1 to 762 and encodes 253 amino acids. The record is from RefSeq and is a predicted model, not a curated record. The transcript has 2 exons.
AUGUCCUUGCCGAAUCAGUCGCCAUCGGAAUUACAAACUCCAGAAAUUCGCAUUCAGAGUGCUUCCCCUGACCAAGAAACAGAGGAAAAGGAGAGAUCAGGCGGCAAACGCUCCAAAUCUCCUUCAAAACUUGCACCAACACGUCAAACAAGGUCGCAAUCCUCAAGUCACAAAGACAAGAAGAAGGGAUCUUCUUCCAAAUCAGAUUCUCAUUCUUCUGAAAAGAGCAAAAUGGGCGGAAGUUCAAAACAUAGCUCUCACAGCUCCCAUAAGGGCAGCUCUUCUACACAUUCCUCAAAAAAGUCAAAGUCAAGUUCAGUCGAUGAUGUCGACUGGUCAGACAUCACAGAUCCUGAAGAGAGACGAAGAAUUCAGAACCGUAUUGCUCAACGCAAGUUCAGAGAAAAGGCUCGAGAAAACAAGGAGAGAGCCGAGAGAGAUUCUCGAAAUCAGGAGUACGCUGGCAACAGCUAUCGCAUUCCCUCUGUCAACGACUUCAACUCCUAUUCAGACCCUUCAGGGCUUCCCUGGGGCAGCAUGAACAUCGGCCACUUUGCUGGUCGUAGUCAGGAGGCCGAAAGUCGGCACAGCAGCAGUAGAAGGGGAACACACAGCGCAGACGAUAGCUUUGCUACAGCGACAUACAGUGCUUCACCCUCAUACGGCACGCAAUGGGCACAGGCAAGUUACGGUGAAAGCAGUGGAGCAGACGAGAUGUAUUACGAUGAUUCUUAUCUAUACGACCCAAAUGCUGGGCAAUAA